This is a messenger RNA of Acanthochromis polyacanthus (spiny chromis), 1813 nucleotides long. It is a transcript of the gene tsen34, whose product is annotated as TSEN34 tRNA splicing endonuclease subunit. The transcript is spliced from 5 exons. Gene Ontology annotation, biological process: tRNA-type intron splice site recognition and cleavage; tRNA splicing, via endonucleolytic cleavage and ligation. The record is from RefSeq and is a predicted model, not a curated record. The coding region runs from base 562 to 1434 and encodes 290 amino acids. Gene Ontology annotation, cellular component: tRNA-intron endonuclease complex. NCBI's taxonomy places the organism in Eukaryota, Metazoa, Chordata, Actinopteri, Pomacentridae. Gene Ontology annotation, molecular function: tRNA-intron lyase activity; nucleic acid binding.
UUGAAAUAAGUAAUAAAAAAAGUAUUUGGUUAAGCAGAAACUUCUAUUUAAACAGUUUUUUUUUAAUAAUUAACAAAUAAAAAGUAAAUUAAAUAAUUUCUGCUUUAUAAAAUGGUAUUUAUAUAUAAUUAGACCCACAAAGGCAGAAACUUUUCCCGAUUAAACAGUUCUGAGCUCUAAAAUCCCACAGAACCAGCGGAGACGAUCUACGGUCUCUCCUGUUGGCUGAUCCCGCCGUCAGUCAAACCUCUAUGUGCUCCUAUUGGCUGUCUCGUGUUUGUUGCUGUGGCGUGCUUGUGUUUCUCUCUUGGACAGUUUUAGUGAGCGGAGAUGCGCUCUGUCUGCUGUUACACAUUAAGCUCCGCCCCUACAGCGCUGUGACCAUAGAUGUAUACAAAUAUACAAAUAUAUAUCUAUGGCUGUGACGGUGUUCAUGUUGAAGGAACCCAGUUGGGUUUACGACUCUGAGGUUAAAACUACAGCUGCGGCGGUUUACGGCAGGUCGUGAAGCGGAACUGAGAGGAGACACGUGUAGAAGAACGACAGCUCCACUAGUGGGUGAUGGAGGAGUCUCCCUCUAUGGACGAUCAUCAGGACUCCUCCCUGGUCGUGGGCGUUGGCCUCUGUGACUCCGCCCCCCUGCUGUGGCGGCUGCAGGACCUGAAGACGGUGAGAAGCCUUGGCCUGGUGGGGGCGCUGCUGGGCUCUCUGCCCAGAACCCCCCGACAGAACCAACGGCUGGGAAGACCACUGCUGCUGCUGCCGGAGGAGGAGAAGCUGCUGAGAGACGAGGAGGCAGCUGGAGCUCUACCGGGACAAAACCAGGAUGUCGGGGGGGUGGAGCUCCAGCGGCGGUUCGAGGAGGAUCAGCAGAGGAGCUUUGAGGAGCAGAGUGUUCUCGCUCUGGAGGACAGGAAGUCAGCGCUGCUCCGAGCCAUGACAUCAUCACACACAGGUUCAGAGUCCGGAGCUGAGGCCGUAGACGAGGCCCUCCGCCGCCGCCUGGAGGCUCUGGACCACAGCUUUACCUUCCCUCAGUCGGCGAUGGCGGUCCAGCUGAGCACGGCGAGGGCGGGGCUUAGUUACUGCCCCGAAGCCCGGGCCCACCUGCAGGCCAACUGGCCAAUCAGAGAACAGAAUAGCCCCCGCAGCGACGCCAGGUGCCAGGUGUUCAGAGACCUGAGGGGGCGGGGCUUCUUCCUGACCUCAGCCGGGAAGUUUGGAGGAGACUUCCUGGUUUAUCCAGGUGACCCUCUUCGUUUCCACGCCCACUUCAUUGCCGUCUGUCUGAUGCUGGAUGAGUCCGUCUGUCUGCUGGACGUCCUCGCUGUGGCUCGACUCGGAUCCAAUGUCAAGAAGACGGUGCUGCUCUGCUCACCGACGGCGGACGGAGGCGUUCACUACACGUCACUGCAGUGGAGCGGGAUGGUGUGACAUCUGGAUGGAUGGAUGGUCUGACAUCUGGAUGGACGGUUGGAUAUCUAGAUGUUUGGUGUUGUGUUCAGGGACUCACAGCAGAUUGAGGACUCUAGAGCCUCUUCAGGGCCCUGGUUUGGCUUCUGAGCAGCAGAUUUAUUAUGACUCUAAGUACAAAGAACUUCAAGGGGAGAAAAUAAUUUAUACAAGACGAUAACAAAAGGGUAAGUUUUCAAUAACUUACGCCUGGCUCAAUGAAAAGGACAUUUCUGAUCAUUUCUUGUUCUUUUCUUGUGGAAUUUGCCGAAGACACAGAAACAAUGGUUUCAGUGUCUCCAGCAGAGGAAAAGAUUUUUAUUUUUGACGGUUGAAAAUAAAAAAAGGGCGAAUUUUUAAA